Closterium sp. Naga37s-1 is the source of this 678-nucleotide messenger RNA. The record is from the annotation of a GenBank genome assembly. Lineage: Eukaryota; Viridiplantae; Streptophyta; Zygnematophyceae; Desmidiales; Closteriaceae.
AUGGAUGAGAGCGCGCAGAGGCGCGCUGAGCAGAGGCGCACGGAGGAGCAGCAAUGGCGGGUUUGCAGAUGGGGAAAGGGGGACGGGGGAGCGCAGAUGGGGACAGCAGUGGCGGGCGGACGCAUGGAAGGGAAGGGGGCACGGAUGGGAUGGGGGAGGGAAGGUGCAGAGAAAGGGUGGAAGAGAGGUUAUGGGGAGGGGGGGAAUAAGGAGUCGUUGGAUGGGGAUGGGAUGGGAGAGAAAUUGAGGAAACGGGAGUGGGUGGGGAAGGAAGAGGGGGAGGGGGAGGGGGAGGGGGAGGGGGAGGGGGAGGGGGAGGAGGAGGAGGAAGAGGAGGGAGAAGAAAGGGAGGAAAAAAGACGCGCGGUGCUCCGGAGUGGUGGGAGGCUUGGGCUAGAUGAAACCAAUGGCGAUGGUUUGAGGCACGGGAAGAAUGGGAGGUAUGGCGAUGGUGGAAGGUAUGGAGGAUUCAUGGAAUGGGUGGAGCAGGAGAGGCGUGAAGGUGGGUGUGCUGCCACAGUGGUGGCGGGAGGGGAGGUGGGGGAAAGGUUAGUGGAAGGCAGGAUGGAGGCCAGGGGGGAGGAGGGAAGGGGGGGGUGGGUAGAGGAGGAAGCGUGCAGGGAAGAGGUGCAGGAGUGUGGGCAGAGCGUGCAUGGGACAGUGGGUGAUAGGAGGUGA